Messenger RNA from Drosophila innubila, 884 nucleotides. RefSeq names its product serine protease 1-like. The record is from RefSeq and is a predicted model, not a curated record. The transcript has a single exon. Gene Ontology annotation, molecular function: serine-type endopeptidase activity. NCBI's taxonomy places the organism in Eukaryota, Metazoa, Arthropoda, Insecta, Diptera, Drosophilidae. Gene Ontology annotation, biological process: proteolysis. The coding region runs from base 38 to 829 and encodes 263 amino acids.
GCGUGGUUUGUGAAUUCACAAGUUACGGAUACGAAUUAUGAAGUUGUUUGUUGCAUUGGCUGCCAUUUUGGCUACUGCAGUGGCUGCUCCACUGGACGGUCGCAUCACGCAUGGCGAGAAGGCGCGUGAGGGUCAAUUCCCCUACCAGGUUGGAUUAAGCCUGAAUAUUGGCUCAUCCGGUGCUUGGUGCGGCGGUACCUUGAUUUCGGAUCGUUGGAUCGUUACUGCUGCUCAUUGCACGGAUAAUGCUGAUUCCGCAACCGUCUUUGUUGGCGCUAUUGACAUCAAGAAGGAGGAACCUGGACAGCAGCGCAUCCAUGUGGAGAAGAAAGACAUCAUUGUGCAUGAGCAUUGGGAUCCUAGCCGUCUGAUCAAUGAUAUCUCUCUGAUUAAGCUGCCUGCCAAACUGGAGUUCAACGAUCGCGUGAGACCCGCCACUCUGCCCAAGAAGGAUGGUCGCUACUCGACCUAUGAAGGUGAAAAAGCCAUUGCCUCCGGCUGGGGUCUCGACAGCGAUAAAGCUUCCGCCGUCUCCCCUGUGCUCCUUUAUGUUGAGAUGCCCAUCAUGAAGCCCAGCACAUGCAAUACUUACUGGGCUGGUUUGAUAACCGACGAUGUCAUCUGCAUGAGCACCAAGGGCGGCAAAUCCACCUGUAGUGGUGACUCUGGUGGCCCAUUGGUCCACAAGGACAGAGAUGUCAACUACCUGAUUGGUGCCACAUCUUUCGGUCUGUCUCUGGGCUGCGAGAAGGGAUACCCAGCUGUCUUCACCAGAAUCACCGCCUAUCUGGAUUGGAUCGAGAAGCACAGCGGUGUGGUCAACAAGUAAACUGGAACUUUCAACAUAUGCGACUUUAAUAAAAUAUGAUUAAUACUCAAGGAGA